UUCAGUUUUGCUAUCAUUUCGCCGUUACCUCAAACUCGACAUCAGUUUGUUCCAUACACUCCUUUUAUCUUUUUAAGAAACAGUUGCAAUCUGAUUACUAAUUGUUUUCAAAGGUUGGUUGUAUAUUUUGAACGUAAUUUAGUAAGAAUAUCAACCUAGAAAUUCUAACUGUGCGAUAUAAUGUCUAACAACGAAGAGUUGGUGAAAAAGUUUGCCGAUGUGACAGGAGUUUCGGAAGCCAGAGCCAAGUUUUAUUUGGAAGCUGCUAACCAAGAGUUGCAGGUCGCAUUAUCUAGCUUCUAUGAAGGUGAUAAUGACAAUAACCCGGGUGACGAUGCCGCAGUUCCUGUGGAUGAUGACUCGGACGAUAACAAUAUGCCCAAUGAUGCAAUUCAGUUUUCUCGUUCGGAUGCCAAAUCUAAAACUAAAAAGCCUCCGCAAUCAUCUAAUAUUACAACACUGUUCAAUAUGAACGAAUCCUCGUCGGAUGAUGACGAUGAGCAAGGCCAGGCAUUCUACGCUGGAGGAUCUGAACGUUCCGGACAGCAGGUUCUCGGGCCCCCGAAAAAGAAUCCCAUCAAGGACUACGUGUCUGAGAUAUUUCGUUCGGCACAGCAGGGCAAUUUGGAAACAUUCGAUGCGGACACUAGUCCUAGCUCCAGCUCGUCGUUGUAUGUUGGCACGGGAUACAGACUUGGGCAAACAGACAAUGAUCAUCAGGCGAUUCCAGACAGAAAUCGGGCCUCAGGAAGUGGAACUGAUCAUAGCCACGAAGUUGUAACAUUGACUCUGUGGCGACAGGGCUUUUCUAUCAACGAUGGAGAGCUGCGCCGUUACGAGGAUCCUGGCAACAAAGAGUUUUUUGAGUCCAUAAUGCGCGGAGAGAUACCCGCCGAGUUACGGUCCAGAGGACCUGCGAUGAUUAACCUGGAUUUGAAGGACAACCGUCACGAGGAUUACGAGAAACGUUCCACGCCGUUUAAGGCAUUUGCAGGAAGCGGUCAAACACUGGGCAGUCCGGCACCCAAUGUGGUACAGACUACUUCAGUCGUUGCUAAUUCAGGCAGCAAUGAAGAAAACGAGAAGAACGCUGCAUCGGAGCUGGCUACAGAUGAAAGUCAACCCAUGACUACUUUGCAGAUUCGACUGGCAGAUGGGUCACGCUUAUCGGCACGUUUUAAUCAAAGUCACACCGUUGAAAACGUUCGUCGUUAUGUUACGAGGGCACGACCACAAUAUGCGGCGCAGAAUUUUGCUCUGUUGACCACAUUUCCCAGCAAGGAACUUUCUGAUGGAUCCCAAACAUUGAAGGACGCGGGAUUGUUAAACGCGGCUAUAAUGCAGCGAUUGAAGUAGUGCCCCCAAAGUUAAAUAAUUGAAAAUUGGCCAAUGCUGUAGUAUAUUACUGAAAAGCCAACAUUCAGAGGUUCCUCCUCUCUGUGAAACAAUAUGCGUUUCUUUUUCGUGCAGGCACCUUUGAAAUUUUACGUACGAUUUGCGUCAUUAGCUCGAUAUGUAUAAAUUUAUUCUUUGGAUAUUGGAAUUCAUUGUUUCGGAUUUUUUUCUUGAAUUCGUGAAGUAGAGAGAAAUAAACUUACUUAUAAUAAA
Messenger RNA from Wyeomyia smithii (pitcher-plant mosquito), 1608 nucleotides. RefSeq names its product NSFL1 cofactor p47 (gene p47). Gene Ontology annotation, cellular component: cytosol; nucleus. The record is from RefSeq and is a predicted model, not a curated record. Bases 181 to 1356 code for a protein of 391 amino acids. Gene Ontology annotation, biological process: Golgi organization; proteasome-mediated ubiquitin-dependent protein catabolic process; nuclear membrane reassembly. Lineage: Eukaryota; Metazoa; Arthropoda; Insecta; Diptera; Culicidae. Gene Ontology annotation, molecular function: ubiquitin binding. The transcript has 5 exons.